This is a messenger RNA of Trichoderma aggressivum f. europaeum, 2313 nucleotides long. Its product is annotated as transcriptional regulator family: Fungal Specific TF. Gene Ontology annotation, cellular component: nucleus. Gene Ontology annotation, biological process: positive regulation of transcription from RNA polymerase II promoter by galactose; DNA-templated transcription. The transcript is spliced from 5 exons. Gene Ontology annotation, molecular function: DNA-binding transcription factor activity, RNA polymerase II-specific; zinc ion binding; RNA polymerase II cis-regulatory region sequence-specific DNA binding. NCBI's taxonomy places the organism in Eukaryota, Fungi, Ascomycota, Sordariomycetes, Hypocreales, Hypocreaceae. The record is from RefSeq and is a predicted model, not a curated record. Bases 1 to 2313 code for a protein of 770 amino acids.
AUGGAGCAGAUUGAGACGCAGGCAUCGGACCUGCGCUACCUGACGGCGCCAGUCGCCGCUUUGAGCGACUCGGCCAGUGUCUCGUACGAGACGCCGCAGCCACGGACACACAUGAGCCCAGGUUCCGCCAUGUACGGAGACAAUUCCGCGCUGCACGACGACGCUUCGCCUGGCGAUGGCAGUGCGAACAAGAGGAAGUCGGUGGACGAGGCGGGAGGCGCGAAACAGACGCGGAGCAAGAGGAAUCGGUACAUUUCCAUUGCCUGUAACGAGUGCAAGAGGCGCAAGAUCAAGUGCAAUGGAGAAACGCCUUGUCAACGCUGCGGCAAUCUCAACCUGGCGUGCCUCUAUGCGCCCAACUGCUGUUCAAACAACUUCAAAGACUCGGAAGAAUACAAAAAGAUUGCGGCGCAGCUGAGCCGGCUCCAAGAAGAGGUCAGCUGGCUCAACCAGAGCAUGCGCAACAUGCAGAGCGAGUCGCGAUUCGCACACCCAUCUUCUGAUCGCAUCAUACCUGCUACUAACUCAAUCAUCGCACCAUCACCAUCACAGAGCUCGGCAUCUGGCCACCGACCGGAUUAUCCUGGAAGGCAGACGCCAUUCCAGGGCCCGACGAGCAUGGCCUUCACCCUCGAUGUAGCCAAAGAGACAAUCAGCAACAUGGGGUGGAAGACUACCGAAGAAGGAGAUGACAAUGAGCCACUACCAAACAACCACAUUUCCUCUUCAGUUUCAGGCCAACUGCCCCAGUUGCCAGACCCGCUCUUGGAGUUUGACAAAGAUGAGAUGGUGCGCCUCUGCCGAGUGCAUGAAGACGAGAUUGGCAUCAUGUAUCCUGUUCUCAAUAUCCAAACUGUGAUUGCGCAUGUCAAGAACAUCUCGCUUUAUAUCAAGAGCCAACGACCAACUGAACCUCUGAAUGACCUUCAAACUCUGCAAUUAAAAGCCAUCAUGUGUUGUGCUCUUGUUGUAGAAGCACACGGUCAUUGUGGGAAAGCGGUGCGGUUAUAUGAGAGCAUGGAAAAUACUAUUAACAGAAAACUCAUGUCGGACGGCCUUGAAGUCUCUGACCUUCCCCUCUUGGCUCUCGUUGCCGGUUAUCGAUUCUUAUCCAAUGAAGAAGUGCUUGCCUGGCGUGUCAUGGGACAGGUGGUGCGCUUGUGCGUAGAGCUGGGCAUUCACCAAAAGAGAGGGCUGAUGAUGAUACAAAAUGAGACUGAGAGGAAGAAUGCUCUCAACAGCUUUUGGUCUGCAUACGUUCUUGAUCGCCGAUGGGCGUUUGGAACGGGCCUGCCGUAUGCCAUCCAAGACGAUGAGAUUGACCCGACCUUACCCAUGCCUGAUGAAUAUCCCUACCUUGUUGCCAUGAUCACAUACUCUCGAAUAGGUGCCAAAGUCUGGCGUCAAGUAUCUCAUUUUGGCCCCGUUCUCGCCCGAGAACUGGGCCAGGAGGAAAUUGAACGACUUGACCAAGAGAUCCUGCGGUGGUACGAGAGUGUACCGGAAGAGAUCAGAGUGCGUAAUUGGGAUAAAGAAACCCAAAUGACAUCAACACCAUCAUAUAAUCUGCAACGGUUGAGGAUAUGGACGUAUCUACGUUUCAAUCAAAUAAGGACAUGGCUGUAUACUCCCGUCCUACAUAGUGCUACCAGCAUCAUGCAACAUCCAUUACAAGCGCAGCGUGUUGUUGACUUGGCAAAGGACACCAUCCAGUAUCUGCACCACCUCAACAGCACUACCAACCUCUACCGAAGAACGCAGGUCUUUUAUCACCAGUUUCUUGCAGCAGCAAUCUCCGUCGUCUUCCUCGCCUCAGUACACGCACCCGUACGAUUUAGUGCGGUUUGCAGAGAAGAGUUCUACAUGGCACUCGAUCUGGUCAAGGACCUGUCCGUGAAGAGCUGGGUGUCUCAGCGGCUGUGGCGAACCAUCAAGUCGCUCAAGGACGUGGCACCUCGCUUUGGUCUGAACCCAGAUGAAGACCCUCAUUCGAGCGCAGCACUAGGCAUGAUUGGCCUUGCAAGAGGCCACAUGGAUACCAUGCCCUCUGGCCAGCCCAUUUUUCAGCAUCCUCCAAUGCCUCCUAGGCAGAAUACGGAACCCAUAGUGAACAACAAUAACGGCCAAAAGAUACAGAGUGAGAUGUCACGCAUAUUUGAGGGCUACGUCGGCCUCAAUGGGGUUCAGUUUGGGAGCAACGGGGAAGAGCAGCAUAUCCCUCCUCACAGCGCUCUAUCUUCUCCCGAGUCACAGGCUGCCAUUUUUGCCUCGGCAGAUGGAACAGUGUUCCCUCACAUGCGUGAGAUGUUUUAA